This is a messenger RNA of Octodon degus (degu), 1735 nucleotides long. It is a transcript of the gene Pex12, whose product is annotated as peroxisomal biogenesis factor 12. Gene Ontology annotation, molecular function: zinc ion binding; ubiquitin-protein transferase activity; protein binding. Gene Ontology annotation, biological process: protein monoubiquitination; protein import into peroxisome matrix. NCBI's taxonomy places the organism in Eukaryota, Metazoa, Chordata, Mammalia, Rodentia, Octodontidae. The transcript has 3 exons. Gene Ontology annotation, cellular component: peroxisomal membrane; peroxisomal importomer complex. The record is from RefSeq and is a predicted model, not a curated record. Bases 509 to 1585 code for a protein of 358 amino acids.
GAUGUGGUCAUAAAGACGAGACCUCCCAUCGAAGGUGGCGUCGCGGGCCCUUCGCGCCUCGCCCGUGGUCCGAGAGGACGGACAGGUGCGGGCGGGGGUACCCGCCAGACCGCGCCUGCAGGCGGCACCAGGACCUCGGGUCCCUUAGAGCCCGCUGGCUUCUCAGCCCUCGCCGCGCAGAGGGGCCGUUUCUCGGCUGCAGGAGACACCGCCCCCUCAGUCCGUACCUGUUCCCCAGUUACGUUCGGCCCUGCGAGGUGCAGCCUUCGGCACGCCGCCGCUCCUCGCAUACUACUUCCCUGCGUUUUGGAAUUAACUUCAUUUGAGACGCCCUCCCUCCGGGUCCAAAGGUCUUUUUACCGGCGUUGAAUCUCACUUGUAAAAUUGAGUUUUGGAGUCUCGGGUGUCAUGCAUAGAGAUUACCUGUAGGACAGCACCCAUUUAUUUGGUAGCACACUCACCAGCGCAUGCUCACUAGAGAACUUAAAUCCGGAACACACAAAAUAUUAUGGCUGAGUACGGGGCUCAUAUCACAACUGCUUCUGUAGGGGAUGACCAGCCCUCCAUCUUUGAGGUGGUUGCACAGGACAGCUUAAUGACAGCAGUGCGACCUGCUCUUCAGCAUGUGGUCAAGGUUCUUGCAGAAUCAAAUCCUGCCCACUGGGGCUUCCUGUGGAGGUGGUUUGAUGAAAUUUUUACUCUGCUAGAUCUUCUGCUUCAGCAGCAUUAUCUGUCUAAAGCCAGUGCCUCAUUUUCUGAAAACUUCUAUGGCUUAAAGCGUGUUGUAAUGGGAGACUCUCACAGGUCUCAGACAUUGGCCAGUGCCGGUCUGCCCACGAAGCACCUCUGGAAGUCAGUUAUGUUCCUGGUUCUUCUUCCCUAUUUGAAAGUAAAGCUAGAGAAGCUGGUUUCUAGCUUGAGAGAAGAGGAUGAAUAUUCUAUUCAUCCCCCUUCUUCCCACUGGAAGCGAUUUUACAGAGCCUUUCUGGCAGCCUACCCAUUUGUUAACAUGGCCUGGGAAGGCUGGUUUCUAGUACAACAACUCCAAUACAUUCUAGGAAAAUCUCAGCACCACUCGCCACUACUAAGACUGGCUGGAGUUCGACUAAGUCGGCUAACAGUUCAGGAUAUGCAAGCUCUGGAGCAGAGACCUAGAGCCAAUAUGAUGCAGCAGCCAGCCAGGAGCAUUAGUGAGAAGAUAAAAUCAGCUCUGAAGAAAACUGUGGGAGGUGUUGCCCUGUCCCUCUCUACUGGCCUUUCUGUGGGUGUCUUCUUCCUACAGUUCCUUGACUGGUGGUACUCAAUGGAAAAUCAAGAAACCAUCAAAUCAUUGACUGCCCUGCCUACUCCGCCACCACCUGUACACCUAGAUUACAACUCUGAUUCUCCUUUGUUACCCAAAAUGAAGACUGUGUGCCCCCUGUGUCGGAAAACCCGGGUGAACGAUACUGUGCUUGCCACCUCUGGUUAUGUGUUUUGCUAUCGCUGUGUGUUUAAUUAUGUGAGGAGUCACCAAGCCUGUCCCAUCACAGGUUAUCCAACAGAAGUACAACAUCUAAUUAAACUGUACUCCCCUGAGAACUGAACGAGAUUAGCAUAUUAUCUCAUAACUUAAAUACUGUACUGUAAGGCCAGAGGGCUAUUUUUUAACAUGGUAUAUAGCUUUGACAUCUCUCUGCCUUGAGUCACUUGAAAGUAUUAACCCUGAACUACAAUAUAGAUUUCUUUAAAAGGA